AUGGCAAGAGCUGCUCCUACUAAAGAAGUAGAUUUGGAUCGAGAUGAUAUUUCUGUCAUAUCCUCAAUGUCAACAAGAACCACCGCAUCCGUCUCUCUGCCACCACCACCGUAUUCAUUCUUACCACCUGUCAAUAUAUCGUCUCCUAUAGCCGAACAAAUUGGUACUUACUUAGAAUUAGAAUGCAAUGAUAAAAGAGAAGAAAUUCUUACGGAUUUAUUAACAAAUGGACGUCAGACACUUUACAAGUAUCGAGAAGAUCUAAUUCCUGAAGUUCUAUCACAGGAAGAAAAUUAUCCACCGGAAGAUGAAAGUCCAUUAUUAAAAUUAAUUAAACAACAUGUCAGUGAAACAUGGGAAACAUUGUUAGUUAAUCAACCAAUAAUUAAAUCAUUCAUUGACGAUGCAAAAACACAAAAUUCCACUCAUUUUGAUAAUGUGCUAACACGAACAGCCGAGUAUGGUGCAACAUAUACAAAAUCAUCAUCCGUCUUAUCUGUUGUAUUACAACUCUUAUCUGAAAGUAUUGAUGAUGAAUGUUUGACGAAAACAGAUAAAUUCACUGAACUAUGGAAUUCAAUUACAUUUAACGGUAUUCAAGGUGUUAGAAAAGCAUCACAGGAUAUUCCGGAAGAAGAAUUAGAAGAACAAACUAGUAAUAAAAAAUCACCACUCUAUUUAUCAUUGAGAAUGUAUUAUGAAGAUGAAAUAAAAAAAUUAUUUGGUAAAUAUAAAAUUCCUAACAGACAGAAUACAUUAUAUGAUCUAGCAACGAACAAUGUAACGGAAAGUGGUUGGGCAAUGGUUCCAGUAGGUCCUAGUGGUAAGCCUGAUGACGAGCGUGCAUCCGCACAACAACUACUUCCAAUUCCAGGAGAAUUAUUCGAUUCAACCCUUCCACUAGCAUCCAACAGUUCCACCUCGACUAUUGUUCAGCCUCCAUCGCUUCCUGCGCAGGAAACACCAGUCAAAGCUACCACGACGUCUAUUCUUGCACCGGAAAAAAACAUGUAUGAACCGUUGCCACCACCACCACCGCAACAGGAAGAAGAAAAACCCAAAAUGCCUAUUAUCAAGAACAAUACUGAUUUUGAGGAUGAAAUUAAUAUUGUCAAGAAAUGUAUUGAACCGAAUUCUUUAUCAUUGGAAAAUUUAGUAGAAGCUGGUGAACUAAUCUACAUUGACAAGACAUUCCAAGAUAUUUCUAACGAUAUUGUUCAUCGUCUCAGUAAACACCAACCAGUAAAUUUACCAAAAUUUAUUGAAGAAUGUCGAAUACCAAUUAUGUUUCUCUUAAAACGACAACAAAAUUUAGAUGAUUUUAUGAGGUCAUUAACAUUUACUUUUGAGGAUGCUAAAAGUGAUGGAUCUGUUUCAACGACGUUCAAAUUAAAUUUACGUACAUUUUUACAUGUUUUGCUCUUGAACAGUGACAUAUUUCUAAGUCGUAUUAUAAUAUCAUUAGUUAGUAAACGUAAUCCAGCGCCAUUUAUUGAACCGGAUAUUAAAUCCUGGAAUUUAAAGAAUAAAAAUGAAAGACGGAUUUCUGCUGAAGCUAAUUAUGAAUUUAUGCAAUCUAUAAUUCACGUUUGGGAUCAUUCACGUCCAACAAUUUUAUCUUUUGGUAUUGGAAAUGAUUGUAAAGGUAAAUCAUCGUUAUUAAACGUUUUAUUCCAGUCCACAUUUGAACAGACUGUUCCCAGCCUAUACUUUCAACAGACAAUUGAUAUCGAUUUUGGUUAUGCAUUUAAUCCAGAACGACAAUUGAAUAUUGCCGAUUGUCAUGGUGAAAUGAGUCUUCAAUUAUUAUCCAAAAUCCGUCCAUUAUUCGAUGGAUAUUUGAUUCAUAUCAGUAUCCAAUAUUUAAAAGAACAUUCAGGAACAUUCGUUGAAUAUUUGGGAAUAUUACCAAGAAAUAAAUUUUAUUUUAUUCUUAUUCGCGAUAUUAGUUCACCGACCAGUUCAGCAGAUGCACAACAACAAUGUCAAACUGUAAUGGACAAAGCUGAUGCUAUCAGCAGUAGUCGAUCAACAGUAUUUCCAUUAGUUAACAUGUCAAAUACAACUGACAGACAAAUACAGCAUAUAAUUCAACGUCUAAGAAAUCAAAUACUUAAAUCUGUUGAUAAUCAAAAAGAUUCAAUUGUUGACAGAGAAUUCUUUGAAAAUUGUAUUGAAAAACUGUUAAAAAAAGAUUACGUUUCUUAUUUAAAUGAAAUGAAUGAUAUUAUUCAACCGAUGAAAAAACGUUUAUCAGCCAAAGAUUCCGCAGAUCCUAUACAAAAUAAUUUUCCAUUAUAUUUGAACUUCACUAAACUAUGUAAAUUACGACAAGAGUUAAAGAAAAUUGAUUUCUACGGUUCUAACAGUGAAGCGAAAUUUAAAAUAAAUCAAGAACUAUUUAACCUGGACAGUGAAUCCAGUGUGGAAUCAUCGUCGUCAAAUCAUGCAACUGGAAUUGUAUUUAAAAAUUUUAUUGAUAUAUUGAAAAGUAAACAUAUGUCGAUGAGCCUAAAUCUGUUAUCAUCUGAAUUACGACAAGCGUUAUUAAGCCAGGGUGGCGAUAAAUUAGGCAACAAUCUAACUGUUGCAAAUUCAUUUCUUUCGUUAGAAGUAAUUUGGCGUAAUGCAAUUGUCUGUUAUGAUCAUACUUCUGAGGCGAAUCAAACGUCAAUAUUACAAUGUUAUAUUAAAUAUAUUGAAGCCGGUUUUCCAUUUGAAUUAAUUGAUGGUGAUCAUUUCUAUUUUCAACAUCAGUUUCUUAGCAAUGUUAUGAAACAUUUUGAAAAAGAACGAAUUUUAGUUAUUAGUAUUAUUGGACCACAAAAUUCUGCAGUUUCACAUCUCGUUAUUGUGAAUAUGUUAGGCGAUAUCAAUGAAACACUAAAGGACAUGUUAACACUUUGUACGGAUUCAUUAAAACAGUUGGAUGUUAGUACAGUACCAAAACCAACUGUACAUUUCGUCCUGAAUCAAAAAGCAGAUCCUAACAUCAAAAAUCAUUUAGAAGCUAUUAACAAAAUUAUUUCUGAUUUAAAAGAUCAAGAUUUAGCAGAAACAAUUGACAUCGGAACGGAAACAUUCCACACACUGCCAUCAGCAUUCAAACGAGAACGCUUAUCAAAUGAUACAACCGGUCCGUGUCUUCUCCGAACCGAACCCGAUUUUAUUGAACUUGCACAAAAAUUAGUCUCAAAAAUUACACAAUCGGCAAAACAAUGUUAUGAUCGAGGAGAAAAUACAAAUUUUACACCACGACAAUGGCUAAAUACAUCGAUGACAAUAUUUGAUACGUUACAAAAAUUUCCGGAUUUGACCUAUUUUAAAGACAUCAAUGAGAAGCGACAAGAUGACAAGAUACGAAAAGAAAUAGGUGAACUUUUAUCAAAAACUCUUCCCUCAAACUAUCGGCAACAAUUGAUUGACGAUCAUAGUGAUAAACACGAAGAUGAAAUAAAAAGGUCAUUUCAGUCAAAAUUUCAGGAUCAUCAAGAUAAACUUAAAGAAGACCUAGAAAAUAUUUUCAUGUUAGAAAAUGCUUCUGAACGUAUUCGUGAACGUUGCCGACAAUUUUUAGAACGACAAGUAACUGAAAUGAUGAAUGCAUGGUGUACAGCAGCAGUUCAGGGAUCUGAUCAAAAGCAAAUGGAAUUACUUGUCCGUGAUGGUGCUGCAGAUUUAAAAAAUUUAAUUAAUUUAAUAAUAAAAAAGGGAGAAGCAUUAACAAAAUCUGAAGCAACUGUUCAGUUUGAAAAAUUGUGGGAAGAGAAAGAAACACUCAUUAAAAGUAAAUUUAAUCCAGAAGAUCGAUUAAAACAAGCAAUCAAAUUCGUCUAUGGAAACUAUAAUAUUUUUGAAAGAAAUUCAUUAACAUCGUCGGACAAUUUUCUGACGAAAUUACCUAUCAUCAAAACUUUUACAAACUCAAAAGACUUGGAUGAACUGAUAAAUAAAUUGAGAAAUAAUUUUAGUCUUGAUGUUAAGCAUCUUCAAGAACGUGUUACGCAGAAGCCGAACAAUUCCAGUUUUACAUUCGCAACAAUUGAUAACUUUGUUUAUUUAAAUAAACAAAUACUAGCUGAUAAGCAGUAUGCUAUAGGCGGACAGAGUAACGAACAAAUUACCACUGCACCUGAGCAGAAACAAAAUUGGUUCCAACGUCAAGUUGUCAAAGUGACCGGAUCUAAGGUGUCUAAGGUGACCGGAUCUAACUUUGUUGAAACAAAAGCAUUGGAUAUUGAUUUUAAACAACAGAUGAGGUAUACAAUAAUGUCCGAACUACAACGAGCUCCAUUUGAUGUAUCAAACAUCUUGCAAUUAACCGUGGUUUUUGAUAAAAUUUAUACACAGUUACAGAAAUUGAUUAAAGAUGAUAACGGUACUCGUCCCGUUGAAAUUGAUAUAACACAAAAGAUUGUUGGCGUUAUUAAUACAGUCAUCGGAGAAAUUAAUCUUGAAUUAGCGGUCUUCGAUCUAUGUCUGUCGAGAAAUAUAUCAUCCACACUACAUUCCAAUGUUGUUCUUUUACUGACACUCUUACAUUAUUUCGAACAACAACGUCAUUUUGAUAGACAACUCGAAACAUUAAGAAAAGAAAAACCGGGUUUGUUAAAUUUUUUUAUCAGUUAUGUGGUACCUGAUGCUGCUACUGAUAAAGAUGGUGGAGAAAUUUUUGUCAAUCAGGUUCUGAAUGCUAUUGAAAAUAAUCUAACUGUUAAAGCAUAUACCAUCAUUGCAAGUAACGUUGAAGCACAACAAGAUUUAAGUAGAAAACUAUUACAAAAGUUGUGUGAUGGAAAAUUACAAACAGCUGAUCAAGCAUGGAUUUUAAAGUAUAUUGAAAAUCCCACUGAUAUUAUUGUUGAAGAAUUUCAAAUAAAAUGGAAUGAUAUUAAAAAAGUGAUUGAAUCAGAAAUACAAAGUGAAAAAAAUCAAUUGAAAAGGUUGUUGAUCGAUUUCUUUGAUAUUAUCAAAUUAAUGUUAACUGCACUAAGUGGUGAAGGAAGUUCAGUGCAAUUUAUUGAUGAUCUUUUCGCAUCAUCUGCUGGUGUUGCUGAUGAAAAUUUAAAAAAUAAAGGUCAAUGUAUGAUGUUAUUACUGUAUGCAUAUUUAACACUGGAAACAAUAGAACUGAAAAUGUCAUACACGGUGUUUGAUAAUACUUAUACAAUAACACCUAAAGGUGUUAAGUUUUUUCAAAAUUUAACAAAACCUAAUCCAGAAGUAGCAAAUUUAUUUAGCGUAAUGAAAACUAAAUCGACAGUUACAUCGAUUAAAAGUUUUCAAGUAUUUUUGAAAAGUAUAUUAGCUGUUGAACAAGCGAUAGAAAAACAAUACAAGUCUCUAUCACAUUCAUUUACAGUGUAUGAUAAAGACGGAUCAUACAUUAAAUUGUUGGAUAAAGCACGUGGCUGUACGGCAAGUUGUCCCUGCUGUUUACGUCCAUGCGAUGCGGAGCACAAGGUUUUAUCAAAUCCAGGUGAUGAAGAUAACAAACACAGUUGUAGUACAGGUCAUCAACUACGUGCAUUUGCCGGUAUCAAAAUUGAAGUCUUAAAUGAAGCUAGUCUAUUUCAGUGUAAUGAAAUUAAGGAUGAGGAUUACAUUGUUGUCAAAGGAACCAGAAAGAGAUGGAGUGAAAUGAAAUUAGAUUAUCCAGCAUGGGACUUUGAUCUUUUAACAACGGCUGAUGAGUUAAGUGCACUUAAAAGUAAAUUCUUGUAUGUAUGGUCAAAAAUUGGUGAAAAACAUUACUGUAAAAAAUUCAGUAUGAAAUAUGUUGAAAUGAAUACACCAAGAACUCCACCAGUACCUUAUCAUUAUGUUCUACUGUUAGAUAGUUCCGGUUCAAUGGAAGGUGAUAGAUGGAAUCAUUUAUUGGAUGGCGUUAAGACGUUGAUAAAUGCUCGCAAGGUCAAUGGUACAGAUGAUCGUAUUACAAUUAUAGUGUUUAGCGGUACAGCUAAGUUCUUUUGUGUUAAUAAAACACUGAGAGAUGUUGAUACAACAAAAAUUCAAUUUACUGGUGGUGAAACAGACUUUGGUCCUCCGUUUGAUUUAGUGCUAAAAUUAGUAGAAGAUAGUUCAACAACGGAAUCAAAUUUAAAAUAUAUUAUCGUAUUUAUGAGUGAUGGUGAAGCAGGAAAUCCGAAAACACAAUUGGAAAGAUUAGCACCAAAGAAAGAUGCACAAAUAAUAAAAGAAUUUUGGACAGUAGCAUUAGGUGAAAAAGAGCUCGCUGUGUUGGAAAGAAUUAGUAAACAAAUGACUGGGGUUUAUAAACAAUUAAAGGAUUCCGGUGAAUUAAUUGAUGCUUUUGCGGAAAUUGCACAGUGA
Molecule: messenger RNA, 6336 nt
Organism: Didymodactylos carnosus
Lineage: Eukaryota; Metazoa; Rotifera; Eurotatoria; Philodinida; Philodinidae
Source: the annotation of a GenBank genome assembly